This is a messenger RNA of Cornus florida, 1843 nucleotides long. Its product is annotated as serine/threonine-protein kinase PBL35-like. Gene Ontology annotation, molecular function: protein kinase activity; ATP binding. Lineage: Eukaryota; Viridiplantae; Streptophyta; Magnoliopsida; Cornales; Cornaceae. Gene Ontology annotation, biological process: protein phosphorylation. The transcript has 6 exons. The coding region runs from base 198 to 1487 and encodes 429 amino acids. The record is from RefSeq and is a predicted model, not a curated record.
GAUGAUGAUGCCUACAAUCUCCCACAGCAACAACAAAGAAUUCCCCACUCUCUCUCUCUCUCUCCCUCUCUCUCUCUCUCUACAGCUUUUGCUCUUUCAUCUCUCUGUUUUUCUUCUAAACAUGGUGAUUAAUCUUUUCUUCUUCUCAUCUCCUUCACUCAUCCUAAGCCCAUGAAAGGCUGAACAGUGUGACUUCCAUGGAUAAGAAGUGUGGGUGUUGGUCAGUCCUCAGUCGCAGCAUCAGAGGUACCUGCAAAACCUCUGCUUCUAGGGACUCUACUCACACUAUUCCAAGAACUAGUCUUGUAUAUGAUGCAGCUACGGAGACAAGAUACCUAAAUGCUAGCAAUCGAGAGAUGUGUGCUCCGAAUGAAGCUCAUAACUCCUCCGAUAAUGCUGAUACAGUUGCACUAGAAAACAAAGGUCAACGCCAGCUGCUCCAGUUUAGUUUUCAGGAGCUAAAAUCUGCAACUGGAAACUUUAGACCUGAUAGCAUUCUUGGGGAGGGUGGAUUUGGGUAUGUCUUCAAGGGAUGGGUGGAGGAGAAUGGGACAGCACCGGCAAAACCUGGAUCGGGGGUUACAGUUGCUGUCAAGAGUUUGAAGCCAGAUGGUCUUCAGGGCCAUAGAGAAUGGGUGGCUGAGGUAGACUUCCUUGGACAGCUUCAUCAUUCUAAUCUUGUUAAACUUAUUGGUUACUGCAUUGAGGAUGAUCAACGACUUCUCGUAUACGAAUUCAUGACCCGUGGAAGCCUUGAAAAUCAUCUUUUCAGAAGGAACAUACCUCUUCCAUGGUCCAACAGGAUUAAAAUUGCGCUUGGUGCAGCUAAAGGCUUAGCUUUUCUCCACGGAGGCCCUGAACCUGUCAUCUAUCGAGAUUUCAAGACAUCGAACAUUUUGCUUGAUUCGGAAUACAAUGCAAAGCUUUCAGACUUUGGUCUGGCAAAGGCAGGGCCUCAGGGAGACAAAACGCAUGUUUCUACAAGAGUGGUUGGAACAUAUGGCUAUGCAGCUCCAGAAUAUGUAAUGACAGGACAUUUGACUUCUAAGAGUGACGUAUAUAGCUUUGGCGUCGUGCUGCUUGAGAUUUUGACAGGCAGGAGAUCAAUGGACAAGAAACGCCCCAGCGGGGAACAGAAUCUCGUUGCAUGGGCUCGGCCAUAUUUGGCUGACAAGCGAAAGGCUUACCAACUAGUGGAUCCUCGGUUGGAACUGAAUUACUCUCUUAAAGGGGUGCAGAAAGUCUCUCAGCUAGCUUACAUCUGCCUUAGCAGGGAUCCAAAAUCCCGUCCUUCCAUGGAUGAAGUAGUGAAGGUUCUCACUCCGCUGCAAGAUCUCAAUGACCUCGCCAUAUUAUCUUAUCACUCUCGUUUAUCUCAACAAGGAAGGCGCAAGAAGAAACCAGAUGGACCUCACCAUCUCACCUACAACCAAUCCAAGAGCAUAAGAGCUUCUCCAUUGAAUACUGGGAAGCAGCAUUGUAAAUAAAGGUUAAUCAAUUCUUCUCCCCUGAUUCGCUCGACUGUCAACUGAAUCCAAAUGCUGGGAGGCCGAUUCCAUAGAAUGGGUUGUAAGAAGAAUAUAAUUAGAAGUUUGUGGAUGGAUGAUCUUUGGCUGUUUGAAAUUUGACAGAGCCAUCAGGACAAUGUAAGAGAAAAGGUACAUCAUUUACCUUCUCUUUUAUAAACCUUAUAGUUAGUAGAGUUGAGAUCUAACUGUCUGUUAUCAUUCUCGCGAUUUGCCUUUAUCGUAAUUGAGAGAUGUCAUUGUAAUUAGAAAAACCUUCCAUUUCCAAGAUUGUUGUUUUCAAAUUCCUGAAUGCCAUCUGCUUUGAGUUUUGGGAA